This is a messenger RNA of Penicillium alfredii, 519 nucleotides long. RefSeq lists its product as uncharacterized. The record is from RefSeq and is a predicted model, not a curated record. Bases 1 to 519 code for a protein of 172 amino acids. The transcript has 3 exons. NCBI's taxonomy places the organism in Eukaryota, Fungi, Ascomycota, Eurotiomycetes, Eurotiales, Aspergillaceae.
AUGGGACCGACUUCCGUUCGUCGAAACCUCUUCCACCAAAACCUUAGCCGACGGCCUGCCUCUGCAGGACCAUCCAAUGGCACCGUGCCGCUUGGAACCAGCAGCCUCUCGAAUCGCCCUUCGCACCGCCUGAAGCCGACAUCAUCAGACUCAAUUGCAGCAUCAAGAAAUGCUAGGCUGGUUGAAAGCAGGGAGAUCGCCGUGCGGGAGAGGGCCGGUGGCUACAAGUUUGAUGCCCCCACCAAAGAGCUGCAGCCUCUAAUCGGGGAAGAUGGGGAGGAGCUUGGUGACCUGGAUGAAGAGGGAGCCGGUGGAAUCCUCGACUCGGAGCUUACUGUGCACGAGAAAGAGAAGUUCGAUGCUGCUCUGGGGGAGAUGAUGUUUCGUAAUCGGAACAAACAGUCGAGUGGUGAACCCGAUGAGCUCUUGAAUAUCGUUCACCAGAACCUCCAGCGACAAGUAGCUUCGUUGGAAGAUGACAAUUGGAUGUUCGAGCCUGAAAAAGAUACGCACUCCUAA